ACUUCACCUGGGUUUUUGCUUGUCCUGAAUACAAGAAAUGGCAGAAGGAGUUCUUUUCAAUAUUGCAGAACGGAUCGUUGUAAGACUUGGCAGCCGUGCUUUCCAACAGAUUGGAUCGAUUUGGGGUGUCCAAGAUGAGCUCAACAAGCUCAAGGAGACAGUUGCCGGAUUCCAAGCUGUUCUUCUUGACGCUGAGCAAAAGCAAGCCAACAACAAUGAAGUCAAACUGUGGCUCCAAAGCGUAGAAGAUGCAGUUUACGAAGCCAAUGACGUGCUGGAUGAGUUUAAUACUCAAGUUCAGCGGAGACAAGUGAUGCGUGGCAAUACUAAGCUGUCAAAUGAGGUGCGCCUUUUCUUUUCUAGCUCAAAUCAACUUGUUUUUGGGUUAGAGAUGAGUCAUAAGAUAAAAGAUAUUAACAAGAGGCUUACUGAGGUUGCAUCCCGUAGACCCAAUGACUUAAACAAUAAUCGUGAAGAUACAAGAUUUAUAUUCAGAGAGAGGGUCACUCACUCAUUUGUCCCUAAGGAAAAUAUUAUAGGGAGAGAUGAAGAUAAAAAGGCAAUUAUCCAACUUUUGUUGGAUCCCAUCCCAACCGAGAAUGUGUCAACCAUUUCCAUAGUUGGAUUUGGAGGAUUGGGGAAAACUGCACUUGCCCAACUCAUAUUCAACGAUGAGGUGAUUCAAAAUCAUUUUGAGUUGAAAAUAUGGACAUGUGUCUCUAAUGUAUUUGAGUUGGAUAUAGUUGUUAAGAAAAUCCUGAAAGUUGACAAGCUCGAUAAGAAGCAGCGUGAUAUGGUGGACGAGCUUAACAUGGAUCAACUGCAAAAUGAUCUUAGAAAAAAAGUAAAUGGGAAGAAAUACCUACUUGUGUUGGAUGAUGUGUGGAAUGAGGAACCACAGAAGUGGCUUAGCUUGAUGGACUUGUUAAAAGGUGGUGGAGAAGGUAGUAGAAUAUUAAUAACCACUCGUACUGAAACCGUUGCGAUUGCAUCACACACAACUAAACCGUACACCUUAAGGGGUUUGAAUGAAGUGCAAAGUUGGUCUUUAUUUAAGAAAAUGGCUUUUAAAGAUGGAAAAGAACCAGAUAAUUCAACAAUUAAGGCAGUUGGGAUGGAGGUUGCAAGAAAAUGUCAGGGAGUUCCACUCGCUAUAAGGACGAUAGGUGGGAUGUUGCGCACCAAACAUCAUGAAACAGAAUGGUUUAAUUUCAAAGAAAGGAAACUUUCAAAAAUAAGCCAGAACGAUUAUGAAAUUUUACCAACACUUAAACUAAGUUAUGAUGUGCUCCCAUCACAUUUGAAGCAUUGUUUUGCUUAUUGUAGCUUGUUCCCACCUGAUUAUGAGAUCUCUGUACCAAGAUUGAUUAGACUUUGGGUGGCACAAGGGUUCAUUGAGUCAUGCGACGAAAACGAGUGUUUGGAGGAUGUUGCGUUUGAAUAUUACGGGGAGUUGUUGUGCAGAUCGUUUUUUCAAGAAGAAAAAAUAGAUGAGUUUGGUAUAAUAAGUUGUAAAAUGCACGAUCUCAUGAAUGAACUUGCAAUCUUAGUGUCGGGGGUCGGAAGUGUCGUAGUUGAUCUAAACCGAAAGAAUUUUGAUGAAAAGCUUCGUCAUGUAUCUUUCAAUUUUGAUAUUGAUUUGUCGAAAUGGGAAGCGCCAACAUCCUUGCUAAAAGCAAGCAAGAUACGAACCUUUCUUUUUCUUCGGCAACAAGCUUGGGGUGAACACCAAAGUUCCUCACGUAAUGCAUUUUAUACUACAAUUGUUUCAAAUUUUAAGUCAUUGCGUAUGUUGAGUCUUAAUGAAUUGGGAAUUAAAAAAGUACCCAAAUGUCUUAAAAAAAUGAAACAUUUGAGAUAUCUUGAUCUUAGUGGGAAUCCCAUGAAGAGACUUCCAGAUUGGAUAGUUGGAAUGUCGAAUUUGGAAACACUAAAUCUCAGUUGGUGUGAAAGGCUUGUGGAAUUGCCUAGAGAUAUUAAAAAAAUGAUCAACUUGAGGCAUCUCAUCUUGGAAGGCUGUUAUGGAUUGAGUGGAAUGCCACGUGGAAUUGGUGAAUUGAAUGGUGUUCGUACAUUGAAUAGAUUUGUUUUGAGCGAAAGCAAUUGUUUGUGGAGGGGCGGUAGUGCUGGUCUUGCUGAGCUGGGGACCCUUAAGGAAUUAAGGGGAGGGUUAGUCAUUGACAAUUUGAGGCAUGUGGUGUCAGAAUCAAAUGUUGGUACACCUCUCAAGGACAAACAGCAUCUUUGUUCGUUGGUUUUAAUCUGGAAAGUGGAAGAUAUAAGCGCGGUUGAUGAGGAGGAUAUUAUAAAGUCAAUGGAAGUAUUGCAACCCCAUUCUAAUCUGAAGCAGUUGACCGUGCGGUGUUAUGUUGGUGUGAGGUUUGCGAGUUGGUUUUCUUCUCUCAUAAAUAUUGUUAAUCUCGAAUUAUGGUGGUGUGAGAGAUGCCAACGUCUUCCGCCCUUGGAUCAUUUGCCUUCCCUUAAGUCUCUUUAUCUUAGAGGGUUGGAGAUGUUGGAGUACAUAUCAGAGAAUGAGAGCAGUAAUAGUAUGAGUGAUGAGAUGAUGAGGAUCUCAUUCUUUCCCUCCCUGGAGACACUCGUGUUAGACAAUUGCCCUGUUCUGAAGGGAUGGUGGAGGGCCCACACUCAUAACAAUGCUGCUUCUUCUUCAUCAACGGAAAAUCUGUCGUUGCCUUCUUUUCCCUGUCUUUCUCAGUUGACUAUCAGGUAUUGUCCUAAUCUUACUUCACUGCCAGAAGGGAUUCGUGGACUCCCCUGUUUAAAUACACUGCAUAUUCAGCGAUGCCCCAUGUUAAGCGAAAGAUGCAAAAAAGAAACAGGUGAGGACUGGCCUAAGAUUGCUCACAUCCCACACAUUGACAUUUAUUAAGUCUUACGUGCAGUGAAUGGAGCAUCAACCAUUUGGAUUCAAUAUGCGAUGGCCUUGUUUACUGCUUGAUCAAGUUGUAUAUAAUUUUGCUUUUGAUUGUCGGGGUUUAGAUACAAUGUUCCCCCCAUUGUAUGUUUUUUCUUUAAGUAAUAUAAUAUGGGCGUGAGGGCCUAGCCCCCCAGCUUCGACUGGGUUCCAGCCCUCUUUAAA
This is a messenger RNA of Pyrus x bretschneideri (Chinese white pear), 3100 nucleotides long. RefSeq names its product disease resistance protein RGA2-like. The coding region runs from base 38 to 2890 and encodes 950 amino acids. Gene Ontology annotation, biological process: defense response to other organism. Lineage: Eukaryota; Viridiplantae; Streptophyta; Magnoliopsida; Rosales; Rosaceae. The record is from RefSeq and is a predicted model, not a curated record. The transcript has 3 exons. Gene Ontology annotation, molecular function: protein binding; ADP binding.